This is a messenger RNA of Chironomus riparius, 1191 nucleotides long. The record is from the annotation of a GenBank genome assembly. NCBI's taxonomy places the organism in Eukaryota, Metazoa, Arthropoda, Insecta, Diptera, Chironomidae.
AAAGUAUUCAAGUGAAAAUCAGUGCAAAGUCGAAAUGGAUCGGAAAAUUCUGUUUCUUGUUUUCAUUAUUUUGAUGAAUUUUCAUACUGCCUGUUCUCAAAUACUAGCUUGUGGAUAUAGAAAUUACAGCACCUUUGGCUACACUUGUGAUCUUCUUUUAUAUAAUCCAACUGGUGCCUACAAUUUUUCAAGGAUUAGUGGAACACAUUUGCCUGGAAAGACAAAUGAUGAUGUUAGAUUGGUUACCAAAACUUCCGAUUCAAAUUCAACAAACGUUCCGUCAAUAAUCUGUGACACUUUUAAAAAUGCAAUAUGGAUAGAACUUAACACAAUGGGCAUUGAAUAUUUUGAUGAAAAUACAUUUCAAAAUUGCAAGAAACUUGAAUAUUUGGAUUUAAACUUUAAUAAAAUCACAAAAAUUGAUGAAAAAUCGUUCAAUGAAAAUUUAGAACUCCGAGAAUUACAUCUAUACAAAAGUCGAUUGACAACAUUACCAGAAAAUAUCUUUGCAAACCAGCACAAAAUUAUAACUUUAGAUUUAAGGUUAAAUCAAAUUGCAGAUCUACCGAGAAAUAUUUUUAAGACAAUAAAACAUGUAUCAAUACUUUACUUAAGUGACAACAAGCUCAAAGUUUUUCAUGCAUUUGGAUUUUCUUCAAAUUUAACUACGGUUCAUCUUCAAAACAACCAAAUUGAGGCAUUUGAUCAAAACUUUAUUGACGAUACAGGAGUUAAUUUAUUAGAUAUGACAAAUAAUUCUUGUGCAAAUGUUAAAAUAAAUGACUCCUCACCUUCACGACUACAAAUGAGAAUGCUGCUAGUUAAAUGCUUUGAUAAUUAUUUGAAUUUAGUCCAAGACACAACAACAACAAUAUCAGUCACAACUUCAACAACUGAAAUAACUUUACCACCAGAAUGUAGUGAUGAAGAUUUAGACGAAAGGGUCUGCAGACUUGAGAUUGAGAAUAAAGAAUUGAAACUUAAUUUAGAAUCCCAAUCCAAAGAUUCGAAAGCUUUGGCUGCAGCACUUGAUGAAUUGGAGACAAGAAUGACGGAAAUGGAAAAUCGACCUUGUUCAUGUGUUUAAUUGUUUGAUUUGCUUUAAUAAAUGAUUUAAAUAAAAUGUUAUGCACUGGCUUAAUUUAUUUCAGAGACAAGUCAGUAAAAUAGUCUUCCCCAUUAGAUUUUGCU